AUGGCGGGGGGCAUCGAGACGUGGUACUAUGGACUGCCGUAUGUCACGCGUUUCUACCUUUCCGUGUGCAUUGGCUCGACAGUGCUCAGCACACUGGGCUUCCUGAACCCGCAUUCGAUCUACCUGGACUUUGACCUCGUGUGGCAGCGCUUCCAGCUCUGGCGCCUCACCACGUGCUUCAUGUACCUUGGCAGCUUUAGCUUCUCGUUCCUCAUGCAGCUCAUGAUCCUGACGAACUACUCGUCUCGACUGGAAGAGGACCCCUUCCCAGGCGGUGGCGGACCUACUGCUGACUACGCGUUCAUGCUAUUCUUUGGAGCUGCUGUGUUGUGGGUGAUGGCAUUCUUCAUGGAGCUACCGUUCCUGGGUUCGUCCCUCAUCUUUAUGAUCGUCUACGUCUGGAGUCGGAGGAAUCCGACGGCGCCUGUCGCAGUCUGGGGUUUCCGCUUUGAAGGUUUGUAUCUGCCGUGGGCACUGAUCGCCUUCACUGUACUCGUCGGUGGCAACCCGAUGACGGACAUUCUUGGAGUUGUAGCCGGUCACUUAUAUUACUUCCUGCUGGAAGUGUUGCCAGCGACCAAGGGCUGGAACGUGCUGCAGACUCCUGCCGUGUUCACGAACCUGUUUCCGUCCGUGCAAACUCCUGGUGCUUCUGUCCCGAUCAUUGGUGCGCGAGGACCCGCUGGCCGUGGCGCGGUUCCUCAGGGAGGCGGCUAUGCGUGGGGUAGUGGAAGACCGUUGGGCUCGGAUUGA
Molecule: messenger RNA, 753 nt
Organism: Peronospora matthiolae
Lineage: Eukaryota; Oomycota; Peronosporomycetes; Peronosporales; Peronosporaceae
Source: the annotation of a GenBank genome assembly